Puccinia graminis f. sp. tritici CRL 75-36-700-3 is the source of this 435-nucleotide messenger RNA. RefSeq lists its product as uncharacterized. The transcript is spliced from 4 exons. The record is from RefSeq and is a predicted model, not a curated record. NCBI's taxonomy places the organism in Eukaryota, Fungi, Basidiomycota, Pucciniomycetes, Pucciniales, Pucciniaceae. Bases 1 to 435 code for a protein of 144 amino acids.
AUGAAAUGGACAGAGAAUGACAAAUUUUGCAACUCUCAGUUGAAAUUGAUAGAAUACUUCUCAGAAGAUGAAACAGUAUCUAACUUGGCACCCAAUACUGCACAAUAUCUGAUAGAAAACUUCCAAGAACAAGAUCCAAUCAUUAUCCCAACUGAAACCAAUGGUCUGGAAGAUUUUGUCAAGGUCUCUCCAUGUAAGAAGUUCAAAAAUGACAUGGGAAUCUUAUUGAAUGCGUUCAAAGAAAAAAAUCAACAUAUUCAAGUAUUGAGCUCCCAAUGGGGGAAAAGGAUUAUAACAAUUCCAAAGAUCUUCUUCAAACUGAAGAAGUUGGUGGCAGCAAUCAAUCACAUGCAGCUCAGUGGUUACCAACAUUUGAACAUAAAUUUUUAUGAAUAUAACAAAAGAAUUACAACUUGGCUACCAUCCUCAAAGUGA